AUGAGGAAAGUCCGGGUCUGGGUGCACGAGCAGUCAGAUGGGAGGCUGGACAUUGUAGAUGGGAAGCAGCGCAUCACCUCUCUUCUAUCUUACCUGGAUGGGAUCUUCCCUCGAAAUCAACAGAGGUUCAGUCUUGAGGGGUUGGAGACGCUCAGCCAGCUGAAUGGGCAGGCGAAUGAAGACCUGUCCGAGCGGGAGCAGCAGUCACUGCAGGACUACCCGCUCACCCUCAGGAUCCUUGCCCAGGACUCAGGUCCCAAGGCGGUGUUUGAAAUUUACAAGCGCAUCAACUCAGGUGGCGAGAACCUCAACGAUCAGCAGGCCAGGAAGGCUGCUUUCUGGAGCCCAUACAUGCGGCUGCUGAACGAGCUGGCAGACAACGCCAUCCUCAAGAAAGUGCGCGGCUCCUCCGAAAGGGACGAUGAGCAGGAGACAGAUCGGGAGCUUAUUUUGCGAUUUUUUGCCAUGCACGGCCACAUGGCAGAUUACCGCAUGCCGCUGUCAAACUUCCUGAAUGAUGAGGCGGAUUGUGGCAUCUCCCUCACGUCAGAGCAGCUGCAGCAGAGGCAACAGCUUUUCGAGAGAGCCAUCGGCAACGUGUAUGCCAUCUGGGGCGAUGACUCAUUCCAGAAGGAUGACAGCUCCUCAAAGCUGGAGCCCAGCCUGUGGGACACCCUCAUGUGCACCUUCUCCAGGUAUGAGCUGGAGCAGCUGAAGGGGAAGGAGGAGGCUCUAAGAGAAGAUCUGAGGAAGGUUCUGAAGCACAAGGACUUCAAGCUGCGGCUGUCAAGUGCAAAUCUGCUGCAACGGCAGGACCUGUAUGACAAGCGCGUGGCUGCCAUCGUGGAAAAGGGCGCCAGGAAGAAAUGA
Molecule: messenger RNA, 870 nt
Organism: Coccomyxa subellipsoidea C-169
Lineage: Eukaryota; Viridiplantae; Chlorophyta; Trebouxiophyceae; Coccomyxaceae
Exons: 8
Coding region: 1-870 (289 amino acids)
Source: RefSeq, a predicted model, not a curated record